ACUAAACAGUAAAACACCAAGCCGAAACAUGGUCAAGAAGAAGGCUGCAGCGAAAAAUGCUGUUCCACUACCUCCUGUUGUUAAUCAACAACCUAUUAUCGCUUCAAAUACGCUUCCUAUGGGCUUUGUACCCGUGCCUGCUCCACCAACUGAAGCAUCGGAAGCUAAUAUCGACUUGGGCGAUGAGCAUCUGCACGUAGCCAGAGCUGAUGUGUUAAACGGACAUGCCACACCCAUUUAUGCCGUACCCCAACCUAUAAUAUUACCGCCUGGAGGAACUGUCAAAUCAACUGCUGCUUCUGAACACAUUCUGGCGAGACCUUCAGUUCCAGUUCAACCGACUCCCCCCGCUCAUUCGGUAGUAGGAGUUCCAACGAAUAUUCAAAUAGGAAAGCACCAUCCUUUGGCUAAAUGUCGAGUUCUCUAUUUGGGUUCGGCUGUACCUUUAGAGACAACUAAUGGACUAGAGGCUGUUCAGCAACCUCUAAGGGAAAGAUAUCCUGUUGGUGAAGGUGAAAUGAAGGGAAUUGAUACUUGGCUUACAGUAUUUUCCAGUGGAUUACUAAUGCAAUUUGUCGAAGAUAAAUCAAAUAUUACAUGGUUUCCGAUCCCAACUCUACAUGUAUGUGCAGCUGUUAAGGCUGUUAUAGUAGUUAAUGGAGCGACAGGAGAAAAACAAGCUAAAUUUGUUUCUCUCGAUUCGCAAGGUGUCAACACCGGACAUCCACCUGUCUUUGCAUCAAUUAUGAGAAGAAUGAAGGGCAUAAAAGUUUUAGAAUGCCACGGUUUUAUCACAAAAUCCGAUCAAGCAGCAAUGUCUCUUGUUCAAGCGUGUACUCAUGCUUAUAGCCAUAAAGAAGGCUGGACAACUGAGCUACCUCCUUUAGAUCUUAUGAUGAGACUAGAUAACAAUGGACCAGUUUCACCCAGAUUUAAUACAACCAGACUAAUUAAGGCUGACGAGAUUGAUAGCCGAAAGGAAAAUCCUGAAUUUUACGAACAACCACCAGAACAUGGUUAUUUCUAUGCUAAUGGUGAUAAACUCAUACGAAAUUUCAAUAUAUACAAUGGAGGAAAACCAACAUAUGAUGACGACGACGAUAACAGACAUCGAAGACAGAGAAGUGUUUCACCAGUGAAACAGCGACAUCACAAUUAUGAUCCAAGAUUUGUCAGUCCACCUCCAAGGUAUACUUCUAAACCUAGGGAGGAAUAUCCCGAAGACCGGAGGAGACGUAGACAUGCUCGGGAUGACGGAAGAAGAGAUAAUCGAAGAAGGAGAGAUAAGUCAAGAGAUGAAUUGGAGCAUGGAAGAAGUCAUUCGAGAAAUGCUCAUUAUAGAGACGAUAGAGAUCACAGAGAUGAUAGAGAUGAUCGAACGGAGAAUAGACGACGCAGAAAUCAUUCGAGAGACAGGCUCGAUGAUGUGUCUCCAGAUAGGCAAGUGGAGAAUACAACACGAAGGGAGCGAGAAUACCCAAAAGAGCGAGAUAAUAGGAGAUACCCCGAUGAGAAUAGGGAUCGAAGAAGAAUGGAAUACUCUAGAGAUCCUCCGGAAGACAAAAGAGGAAGGAACCAAAGGCAAUUUGGAAAUAAUCGCUCUGAUUCAAGAGAACGAAGACAUCGUUCAAGAGAUAGAUUAGAAGAUGAGAGAAAUAGGUUUCAGAAUAUGACGGUUGAUGAUGGAAGACAAGCCGACCUUUAUCAGUCUAGAGACAGAAGGAGAAUACCGCCAAAUAGACAGCAGGAUAAUGAAGUGGAAGAUUACUUGAAUGAAGACUUAAAUAGAAAUGAUAGAAGAAGGGAGGACGAGGAUUAUUAUAACGUGGAAAAUCAAAAGCGUCAAGAAGAUGAAGACUAUCUUUCACCAACUAAAAGACAAGAGAAACAUUUUGAAGCACCACGUCCUCCAACUCCUCCAGACAAUGAUAUAUUUCCAAAAGAAGACUAUGACGAUAUUAUAGAACCAGCAAUUCCACUAGCUGAGAGUGCAGAUCAAGGUAGAACAUUCGGGGAUUUGGAUUUGGAGACAACUCUUGGAUAUUUACCAUAAAAUCCAGAGCAUAUCAAUCUCUUUAACUUAAUAUUUAAGAUCAUUUUUCAAGAAAAUCAAAAGGAAAACAUGUAAAAAAAAGGAUAUUUCUUUCUUUUCUUUUUUUAUAAAAUAAUUAUCAAUCAUUCUUAAUUAACAAAUUAUUCAUUCAGU
This is a messenger RNA of Dimorphilus gyrociliatus, 2206 nucleotides long. Lineage: Eukaryota; Metazoa; Annelida; Polychaeta; Dinophilidae. The record is from the annotation of a GenBank genome assembly.